Messenger RNA from Cucumis sativus (cucumber), 2006 nucleotides. RefSeq names its product UDP-glucose 6-dehydrogenase 1. Gene Ontology annotation, cellular component: cytosol; nucleus. The record is from RefSeq and is a predicted model, not a curated record. Gene Ontology annotation, biological process: glycosaminoglycan biosynthetic process. Gene Ontology annotation, molecular function: NAD binding; UDP-glucose 6-dehydrogenase activity. NCBI's taxonomy places the organism in Eukaryota, Viridiplantae, Streptophyta, Magnoliopsida, Cucurbitales, Cucurbitaceae.
UUCAAACUAGUUUAAUGAUUGAAGACAUAAUAUCGUAUCGUGUAUUUAAUCAUCUUUUCAAUUGUUAGGAACGAGGAAGGUAGAGCAAUCAAAACCGGUUGAUAAUUGGACAAAUUUAUAGGUUUUGAGUAAAUGGACAGAGGACAGAGUGGGCCAUUUUCUUAGUAAAAGACAAAAAUGUUAAUGCAUUGAAUCGCAAACUGUUCUUGGCCUAUAUAUGUAAUGAAUGUAUUUCAUCAUUCUUUGCAAGUAAAUUUUGAGUGUCUUCAAAUAUUCGAGAAAUGGUGAAGAUCUGUUGCAUUGGGGCUGGCUAUGUUGGUGGCCCAACAAUGGCGGUGAUUGCUCUCAAGUGUCCCUUCAUCGAGGUAACUGUAGUCGAUAUUUCGGUUUCGAGGAUCGAUGCUUGGAAUAGCGAACAGCUUCCUAUAUACGAGCCAGGCCUUGAAGAUGUGGUGAAACAAUGUAGAGGGAAGAAUUUGUUUUUUAGCUGUGAUGUUGAGAAACACGUUGGUGAGGCUGAUAUAGUCUUUGUUUCUGUCAAUACACCAACUAAAACUCAGGGCCUUGGAGCUGGUAAAGCAGCUGAUCUUACGUAUUGGGAAAGCGCUGCUCGGAUGAUCGCCGAUGUUUCGAAAUCGGACAAGAUUGUGGUUGAAAAAUCUACUGUCCCUGUGAAGACAGCUGAGGCCAUUGAAAAGAUAUUGACUCACAACAGCGACGGGAUUAACUUCCAAAUACUCUCAAACCCUGAGUUUCUUGCUGAGGGAACUGCUAUUCAAGACCUUCUUACUCCCAACCGGGUUCUUAUAGGUGGACGGGAAACUCCCGAGGGAUUAAAGGCGAUAGAAAAACUAAAAAAUGUGUAUGCUAACUGGGUGCCUGUUGAGAGCAUUCUGUGUACUAAUCUAUGGUCUGCUGAACUAUCAAAACUAGCUGCCAAUGCCUUUUUAGCUCAAAGGAUUUCUUCAGUUAAUGCCAUUUCCGCCCUCUGUGAGGCAACUGGUGCAGAUAUCAGUGAAGUAUCGCAUUCGGUUGGUACGGAUACAAGAAUUGGCCCGAAGUUCUUGAAUGCGAGUGUAGGUUUCGGCGGUUCUUGUUUCCAGAAGGACAUUUUAAACCUAGUGUAUAUUUGUGAAUGUAAUGGCCUUCCAGAGGUAGCAAACUACUGGAAACAUAUCAUCAGAAUAAACGACUACCAAAAGUCCCGAUUUGUCAAUCGAGUGGUUUCAUCCAUGUUCAACACUGCCUCAGGCAAAAAGAUAGCCAUCCUCGGAUUCGCAUUCAAGAAAGACACAGGAGACACUAGAGAGACACCCGCCAUUGAUGUGUGCAAAGGUUUGUUAGGCGAAAAGGCAAAUCUAAGCAUAUAUGAUCCACAAGUUUCUGCAGAUCACAUCGAAAGAGACCUUUCAACGGAGAAGUUCGAUUGGGAUCAUCCGGCUCAUCUUCAGCCAAUGAGCCCGACUGCUAUAAAACAAGUUCGCGUCGAAUGGGAUGCUUAUGAAGCAACAAAAGAUGCUCAUGGACUCUGCUUUCUAACCGAAUGGGACGAGUUUAAGAAACUUGAUUUCCAAAGAAUCUACAACGAUAUGCAAAGGCCUUCAUUCGUGUUUGACGGUCGCAACAUUGUCGAUGCCGUGAAGUUGAGACGCAUUGGUUUCAUAGUUUACUCUGUGGGGAAGCCAUUGGAUCCAUGGCUGAAGGACUUGCCCGCUGUUGCUUGAAAUAUGGAGUGAAAUCAAAAUGCAGGUUAGUUCCUAGAACCUUUGUUCUUGUUCAUAUUCUUAUUAAGAUCUUUAGGUAUUUGAUGGUUGAGUGUAGAGAUUAGUAUUUGGAGGGAAAAAAUGGAAACAAAGGGCCACUCUUUGAUUAUAAGUGCUAAAAAAGAUUAGAUUUGAGAAACUUAUUGUGUAAUUAUUACUGAAAUGUUAUAUGGAUUAGUGAUGAGAUUAAUUGAUAAAAAUGUAAUUAGUUAGAUAUAUGAAUUUCUUGUUCCAAUUUACUCA